CUUCUAGUGUGUAACUAUCAAAAUUUUUCGCAUUUUCUUUGGCCGAAGUGGCGUCAUUGUUUUGCAGCGGUGAUGUUUUGAUUCAUUUUUAAGAAAAUACUACUUUUCUUCUUGAAAUUACGCGAUCCCAGUAGCCAUGGACUUGAACUCCAGUGUUAAAAACGAAAGCCAUUUUGAAUACUCCGCCAACUCCAGUUUGGAUUUGGGCUGCGAUCAAAAACGUAGAAGCUCAUCGAGAUCCAUCAAACGAAAGCGUUUUGACGACGAAAUUGUUGAGUACAGUUUGGGUAUACCUCCAACACAAGUGAAAAAUCCCGUCGGAGUUGUUGCACCCGGACGACCUCGAACCCUUUCGCAGUCCCAGUCGCAACCGCUUUCGAGCGCAGUAUCAAUUCCUGGAACAGCUGUAGCGACCCCUACUGUAUCGAUUGGAGCAAGUGCUGCUGCAUUGAGCACUGUUAGUGGAAUUGUGACUCCAACAUCAACUAUUCCAUCUCAGCAGAAUCUGAAUUCUGUUGCUCCAGUUGUUCCUAGUUCUUCUAUAGUGGAAUCACCCGUUAUACAACCUUCAACACCAGUCACACCGCAAACUCCACUUUCUGCUGUUGUUGCUCCUAGCCCGAUGUCGAUUCCGUCAUCAUUAGCGCCAAAUCCGGCCACCAGUUUGCUCCAACAACUCAAUUCAAACGCAUCAGUCAAUGAAAAGAAAAAAAGUUUAAAAAAUACCAAAAAGAACAAGAAAAAGGGAGGUGGGCAAACAUUAGCGACGAAAGAUUUGGGAAGAUGGAAACCGGUGGACGAUUUAGCCCUUAUAACGGGAAUUUUACAGACAAACGACUUACGAAUGGUACACCGUGGAACCAAAUUUUCUUGCAAAUUCACUAUCCAAGAAAUGCAAGCCCGAUGGUACUCGCUCUUGUAUGAGGAAUCUAUUUCCGGCAUUGCCGUGACGGCCAUGAGGAAUUUGCAUCCUGAAGUAGUAGAGAGUGUUCAAAGUAGGGCACUUUACUCCAUCGUUGAAGAAGAUCUGCUGGGGAGCAUCAAAUCCAAUUCUAAUCCUACCAUAGAAACGUUCCAGGAGCUGCUUGAUAAGAACUCAACUAUAUUCUAUCCAGCUCGUACGGCCAAAUCCUUGUAUGCUCAUUGGCAACUCAUGAAGCAGUACUCUCUAUUGCCAGAUCAAUCCGUUCAAUCUUUACCGAAAAACGACAAUAUUCUAUCGUUUUCGGAUGCCGAAGAGCUCAUAAAUGAUUCCGAACUAACUGACAAUCGAGACGACACCCUGGAAGUCGAACUUGCACUCGCAGAUCGCAAAAACAAGAAAGAAAUUCGCAGUCUGGAGAACGAACUUUCUCGUUGGAAUGUUUUGGUUGAUUCUCUGACCGGAAUAGGAUUUUCGCCGGAUUUCGACAAUCAAACCUUGGCGGUAUUACGCGGCCGUCUGGUGCGAUUCCUGAUGCGAUCAAGAGAAAUCGUUUUCGGCCGGUCAACUAAAGAUGGAAUGGUAGAUGUCGAUUUUUCAUUAGAAGGACCAGCGCUAAAGGUUUCCCGUAAACAGGGUACUAUCAAAUUGCGCAGCAAUGGAGAUUUUUUCAUCACAAACGAAGGCAAGCGGCCUCUCUACAUUGAUGGAAACCCUCUGAUGCUCGGCAACAAAACCCGGCUCAAUAAUAAUUGUGUCAUUGAGAUCUCGAGCCUCCGUUUCAUAUUUUUAAUUAAUCACGAUUUAAUAAAUGCCAUUCGACAUGAAAGUGCAAAGAUGAAUAUACCAUUGAAUUAAAGCUACAUUAAUGCAGCAGUGUUGUGUACGUUCUAACUUUAAGCAUCUUCAAACUUUUCAAAAUACUAAUGUAUUAGGUAUAACCACGAAGAUCAA
Uranotaenia lowii is the source of this 1876-nucleotide messenger RNA. RefSeq names its product microspherule protein 1 (gene Rcd5). Gene Ontology annotation, cellular component: Ino80 complex; MLL1 complex; NSL complex. Gene Ontology annotation, biological process: positive regulation of transcription by RNA polymerase II. The record is from RefSeq and is a predicted model, not a curated record. The transcript has 4 exons. The coding region runs from base 137 to 1780 and encodes 547 amino acids. Lineage: Eukaryota; Metazoa; Arthropoda; Insecta; Diptera; Culicidae. Gene Ontology annotation, molecular function: G-quadruplex RNA binding; protein binding.